This is a messenger RNA of Theobroma cacao (cacao), 1215 nucleotides long. Lineage: Eukaryota; Viridiplantae; Streptophyta; Magnoliopsida; Malvales; Malvaceae. The record is from RefSeq and is a predicted model, not a curated record.
CAGGCAUUGAUUGAUCUAAAUGUGUGAUUUAUGAACUCCACCAUGCGUGCCCAAUGGUGCAUGAAAGCUUGGUCCUCAACCCAACAGGAGAACCGAUGAUUAUCUUUGCAAAAUCCAUUGGCAUUGCUGAUUCAAACUUGGCAGAGGUUAGAGCAGUGAAGGAAGCAAUGAUGAUAUUCGCGGUUUCAAGCUCGAAUGAUGAUCACAAACUUGCUAUUGAAAGUGAUUCGGGUAAUGUGGUGAAAUGGAUUCAGUCACCGGUUGAAGCGCCUUGGAGGAUGCGUAAAAGGUUGAUACAGAUUGAGAGGAUGAAAGAGAAGCUAGGAGAUUGGGAGAUUCAUCACAUCAAACGUGAGGCAAACCAGAGGACUGACAGUCUUGCAAAAGAGGGAGUUCAACUCCAAUCAGACAUGCUGCGGGUUUUUAAUUAAGUUGUGCUGUUUAAUGUCUGGAUCUUCCUCUGUUUCCUUGUGGGAUGCAGGACAAUACGACGCUGUUAGAUUUGUUAUGAGAAAUGGGAUGUUCUGCAUAGGGAGAAAUGAUUUGGUUUAUGGAUGUACGUUUUUCAGUUGGGGUCAGCUUUGUAAAUGGGUAGGAAUCACAGUUUCUUUUGGUCUCUUUCUCGUAUCUGUUCAGGACGAAAUCAAAGGACGAGAUAUGGAGAAGGUAUACUGAUCUGGAUGUGAGUAUACCAACCAGUACGUCGGUGCUAUGUAGAUAAGGAUGACAUUUGUCUUUGAGUAGAGGGGGAAAAAAGUUCUUCCCUCCUCGUUUAAUGAAAUUCCUCUUUAAUUUUCAAAAAAAAGAAAAAAGGAAAUAAAAAAAUAUUUACCAAAAACAAAAGUAAUAAAUGAUACGUACAAGGUAAAGAAUAACACUAAUAAAUCAAAAUAGGAAAUAAAUAAAAUUUUACCAAACAAAAAAGGAAAUAAAUCUUGGGGAAAUCAUCGUUAUCCUCUGACCAAUUACUCAGUCACGACAACCACACAUCUCCAUGUACCAUUUCGAAAUCCCUACUUCCCAGGAGUCCGCUUCACUAAAGAUGCCCUUUCAUUGCGCCGCUUGCAUCUGUUCACUGCCUCGCCUUGUCCUCUUUUCAUAUCCUUCUCAGCAUAUAUGAGGUCAUUGAAACACAGCCAAACCCAAUCAAUUGCACAACCCCCUUGUUGCUUUUCAAUUGCAAAAAUGUUGGUAUUGGUUUUCCUGAUAGCGAUU